AUGUGCGUCGGCUCAAUUGUCACCAUUCGCUGCGAGGCCUGUGGUUCUUCUACGGAUAAGUCCUCGUACCUUGGCUGCGCUACUGGCGAGCAUGAUCGUUCAGGCUGGGAAACUCGUACUGACUCAAUCAUCAGUCGAUCCACCCACCUCAUGCCCUCUUGCUCUUCCUGCCCCAGCUCUGACUCCUCGGACUCGAGCGACUUCUCGCUCAAGAGCGCUAGUUCUUCCUCAAGCCUUGCCUCGCUGGACGAGUACGAAGAUGAGGUCAGUCAAAACACAAUUCCCUAUUACUCACUCGGACAGGCAUCCCUACUCACUGAGGUUUGGAGCGAAAAUGCCUUCAGCUCCCUCAACAGCUUUUAUGACUCGAUGGGCUCCUUGAUUGACCGCAUUAUCGCCCUUCCCUCUCUGUCCGCCACCAAAAGCCUCAAACUCAACAUCUUCCUCAUCUACAGCGAAUGCGAUGCCUAUCUCCAAUGGACUGAGACUGAACAUGCUCGCGCUAUCUCCACUGAAACUUCUCUUGCUGACGUUCUGAACAACACUGGUGUUGAUGGGUUCAAUGCAAUCAACGUUGAGGACAUGACCGCUGACAUGGUUGAUCUUUUCGAGUGUUUGACGAGCUUCCACCCUUUCUAUGAUGUUGCGUACAAUGCUGGUAGGUUCGCAGGUUAUUUGAGUGUUUUGGAGGAGAGACUGAGAAGCCUUGAAACUGAGAAUUAA
This is a messenger RNA of Aureobasidium namibiae CBS 147.97, 723 nucleotides long. RefSeq lists its product as uncharacterized. The coding region runs from base 1 to 723 and encodes 240 amino acids. Lineage: Eukaryota; Fungi; Ascomycota; Dothideomycetes; Dothideales; Saccotheciaceae. The record is from RefSeq and is a predicted model, not a curated record. The transcript has a single exon.